UAAUCCUGCCAAAAAAAAAAAAAAAAGAAAGAACAAGGUUCAACCGUUCAAGAGAAUUGAAAUUUGUCUCUCUUCGAUCCUUUCUUUCGUUGCAUCCUUUGUUCUCAGUCGCACUUCUAAAGCUCCCGAAUCUCCGCCGACUGUGUGGCUGAGACAGGAACAGGCAGCAUCGCAUCUUCCUAUCUCCGGCGACGGUGAUUCUGUCUUCCAGCGGCGCAGCGACCUUCGUCAAUUUGAAACCUCUCGAGAGAGGGUUGUGGUUAUAUAUUAGUCUGGUUCUAUCUGUAGAGGUUAUCAUGGAUGUGGAGUGGUCUGAAUCGCGGUACGAGGCCCGUGAAGGUAAAAAUGAUAAAGAUGAUUCUCCGGUGAGAGAGCAAUAUGAUGAUGAUUUGGAUGAGAAGUCAAGCAAGCACAGAAGUAAGGAUAGGAAGAAGAGUAGCCGAGGAGAUGAGAAGGAACAUCAUCGAAGUAAAGACAGGGAACAUCCAAAGAGGACUACCGACGAGGCGAGAGAGGUAGAGAAGGACAGAGUGGCUGGCAGGGAACGGAAGAAGGAGGAUAGGGACGAGCGCGAGAAGGACAGGGGAAAAGAUAGUAAGGCUAGGGACAAAGAUUAUGAUAGAGAGAAGUAUAGGGAGAAAGAGCGCGAGAGGGACAGGGAUAAGAAGGACAGGAGUAAGGAUAAAGAAAAAGAUCGUGAGGCAGAGAAAGAGAGUGAUCGGGCACGGGAGAAGGAAAAGGGAAAAGAGAAGAGUAGGGAUAGGGAUAGAGAAAGGGACAAGGCGAAGGAGAGGGAGCGCGAGAAGCAUAGGGAUCGAGAGAAGGAGAGGGAAAGCUAUAGAGAUAAUGGAGACAAGGAUAAGGGGAAGGAUAAAAUUAGAGAGAAGGAGAGGGAUACAGAUCGAGAUAAUAAGGAAAGGUCAAGAGAUAGAGGAAGUAGAAAGACUCACGAGGAUGAUUAUGAAUUGAGUAAUGAUGAUAGAGCAGACUAUGAUGACAAGAGAGAUGAAGAGGUGGGCAAGAUAGCAAAGGCUUCAAAGCUCAACGAAGAUGAGAAAGAUGGUGAAUCCUCAGCACAUCUGUCAUCAGCAGAACUUGAAGACCGCAUCCUGAAGAUGAAAGAAACGAGGACAAAGAAGCAAUCAGAAACUGCCUCGGAGAUCUCGUCAUGGGUCAAUAAAAGCCGUAAGCUUGAAAAGGAACGAGUGUUACAACGCUCAAAGAUGUUUGAGGAGCAGGACAACAUUGCUGUAGAGGGAAGUGAAGAUGAGGAUACAGCUCAAGACACUGUUGAUAAUCUUGCGGGGGUGAAAGUUCUUCAUGGCAUUGAGAAAGUUGUGGAAGGUGGGACAGUGGUUCUGACCAUCAAAGAUCAGCCAAUACUAGCAGAUGGUGAUAUUAAUGAAGAUGUUGAUAUGCUUGAGAAUGUGGAGCUUGGAGAGCAAAAGCGACGAGAUGAGGCCUAUAAAGCUGCAAAAAAGAAAACGGGCAUAUAUGAUGAUAAGUUCAAUGAUGAUCCCUCUGUGGAGAAGAAAAUACUUGCCAAAUAUGAUGAUCCAGCUUCAGAAGAAGGUAUAACUUUGGAUGAAAAGGGAAGAUUCUCAGGUGAAGCCGAAAAGAAACUUGAAGAGCUGCGAAGAAGGUUGACAGGUGUUUCAACAAAUACUUUUGAAGAUCUUAAUUCAUCGGGAAAGGUAUCAUCAGAUUACUUUACUCAUGAAGAAAUGCUUCAAUUUAAGAAGCCCAAGAAGAAAAAAUCUUUGCGCAAGAAAGAUAAGCUUGACGUCAAUGCCCUUGAAGCUGAGGCUAUAUCUGCAGGAUUGGGUGUUGGUGAUCUUGGUUCUCGGAAAGAUGCGAGGAGGCAAGCUAUCAAGGCUGAGCAAGAAAGAUUGGAGGCUGAGAUGAGGAAGAAUGCUUAUGAGGCUGCUUAUGCUAAGGCAGAUGAAGCCUCCAAAUUACUUCGUUUAGGACAAACAAACACUAUGAAGACAGAGGAAGAUGAAACUCCAGUUUUUGCUGAUGAUGAUGAAGAUCUUCGCAAAUCCUUAGAAAGAGCAAGAAGACUAGCUGUCAAGAAGCAGGAACAAGGGAUAUUUGGUCCUCAAGCUAUUGCAAAGCUGGCCACAUCAACUCACAAUGAUGAGACUGUAGAUGAUCAAAACCCUGGAGCUGGAGAAUCACGGGAAAACAAGGUGGUCUUCACUGAGAUGGAAGAAUUUGUUGGUCGUCUCCAGAUUGACGAAGAAGCACGUAAGCCAGAAAGCGAGGAUGUUUUCAUGCAUGAUGAUGAAGAUGCAAGUGCAAAUGCAAAUGCAAAUGCUCCUGACGAAGGAAAGACUGAUGGGGCUGGUGGGUGGACUGAAGUUAAAGAAACAAAUGUGGAUGAACAACCUGAUUCAGAAGACAAGGAAGAGGUAGUUCCUGAUGAAACUAUCCAUGAAGUAGCUGUGGGGAAAGGAUUGUCAGGGGCACUGAAACUGCUUAAAGACAGAGGGACACUUAAAGAAAGCAUUGAAUGGGGUGGCAGAAACAUGGACAAGAAGAAAAGCAAAUUGGUUGGGAUCGUAGAUGAUGAAGGAAAGGAAGAACAAAAGAAAAAGGAGAUUCGCAUCGAGAGAACAGAUGAAUUUGGGAGAAUUUUGACUCCAAAGGAAGCCUUUCGGAUGCUUUCUCAUAAAUUUCAUGGUAAAGGACCUGGUAAGAUGAAGCAAGAAAAGCGUAUGAAGCAAUAUCAAGAAGAAUUGAAGAUGAAGCAGAUGAAGAGUUCAGAUACACCCUCACUGUCCGUGGAGAGAAUGAGGGAGACUCAAGCUCGAUUGCAGACUCCUUACCUUGUUCUUAGUGGUCAUGUCAAACCAGGACAAACUAGCGACCCAAAAAGCGGUUUUGCUACAGUUGAGAAGGAUCUUCCUGGGGGCUUGACACCCAUGCUUGGUGAUCGGAAGGUAGAGCACUUCCUGGGAAUUAAGAGGAAAGCUGAGCCAUCAAACUCCGAUACCACCAAAAGGCCCAAGACUUGACUCCUUUUUCAUCUAAUUAUGUUUAUGUUAUGCUAAUACAUGACUGUAUAAUGCCUUCAUCUAUUCUCUUGCUGACAGCAGAGAUGAGCAGCGGAAAUUUCAUCCUGUUUCGGAACUUCACAUUUCGUUGGCAAAUGGCAAAUCAUGAUAUUCUUGCAAGAUGUCCAUUGGUAACUUGAAUGUAAUUAGCUGUCUGAGACUGACGGCUGGGCUUAUGUUUUGUCUCCUAAGAUCCUAGAUUCCUCUCUAAAAAAAAGUUCUAAAAAAGAGGAAGAGUUUGGUUUUAAUCCAAGCUAAAUUUUUGGAUAUCAUCUAUCUUGGGUUGAAACACUUUUUUCAUUCGUUUGUUUCUCGUGUACAUUUUACGAAGUAAUCUAUCUGCAAUCAUGGUAUCGUAGAACUAAUUGUGACAAAUAUUAAUCUGGGUUCCUAAUCCCAUGAAAAUUAUGUCUUAAAUAGAAUGAAUACUACUUUUGAUA
Arachis stenosperma is the source of this 3499-nucleotide messenger RNA. Its product is annotated as SART-1 family protein DOT2. Gene Ontology annotation, cellular component: U4/U6 x U5 tri-snRNP complex. Gene Ontology annotation, biological process: maturation of 5S rRNA; mRNA cis splicing, via spliceosome. NCBI's taxonomy places the organism in Eukaryota, Viridiplantae, Streptophyta, Magnoliopsida, Fabales, Fabaceae. The record is from RefSeq and is a predicted model, not a curated record. Bases 297 to 3020 code for a protein of 907 amino acids. The transcript is spliced from 13 exons.